Molecule: messenger RNA, 2970 nt
Organism: Moesziomyces antarcticus
Lineage: Eukaryota; Fungi; Basidiomycota; Ustilaginomycetes; Ustilaginales; Ustilaginaceae
Product: adaptor protein complex AP-2 alpha subunit
Exons: 1
Coding region: 1-2970 (989 amino acids)
Biological process (GO): intracellular protein transport; clathrin-dependent endocytosis
Cellular component (GO): membrane coat; AP-2 adaptor complex
Molecular function (GO): clathrin-cargo adaptor activity
Source: RefSeq, a predicted model, not a curated record
AUGAACUCCAACUCGUCGUCGUCCAUGCGCGGGCUCACGCAGUACAUCGCCGACCUGCGAGCAUGCCGUGUGCGCGAGCUCGAAGAGAGAAGGAUCAACAAGGAGAUGGCGCACAUCCGCGCCAAGUUCAAGGAGGGCCAGCUCGACGGCUACCAAAAGAAGAAGUACCUUUCCAAGAUCGUCUUCACCUACAUCCUCGGCUACCAGGUCGAUAUCGGUCACAUGGAGGCCGUCAACCUCAUCGCCAGCACAAAGUACUCGGAGAAGCAGAUCGGAUACCUCGCCAUCACGCUGCUCAUGCACGAAAACUCGGACAUCGUACGCCUCGUGGUCAACUCGAUCCGCAAGGACCUCGACGAGAUCAGCGAGGUGAACAACUGCCUCGCCCUCCACGCCAUCGCCAACAUCGGCGGCAAGGAGAUGGCCGAGGCGCUCGCCGGCGACGUCCAUCGGCUGCUCAUCUCGCCCACCUCGCGCAGCUUUGUCAAGAAGAAGGCGGCGCUCACGCUGCUGCGCCUCUACCGCAAGCAUCCCGACGUCAUCCCCGCAGACGAGUGGGCGCUGCGCAUCAUCGCCAUCAUGGACGACGACGACCUCGGCGUCGCGCUCGCCGUCACCAGCCUCGUCAUGGCCAUGGCCCAGGACCAUCCGCACGCCUUUGCCACGUCGUACAACAAGGCGGUGCUGCGCAUGCAUAGGAUCGUAGUCGAAAACGACUUUACCGCCGAGUACGUCUACUACAAGGUGCCCAUCCCCUGGCUCCAGGUCAAACUGCUCCGUCUGCUCCAAUACUACCCGAGCACCGAAGACCCGACGCUGCGGCGCACGCUCGAGACGGUGCUCGACACCAUCAUCAACAACUCGCAAGAAAGCCCCAAGAACGUGCAGCACAACAAUGCGCAGAACGCCAUCCUGUUCGAAGCGAUCAAUCUGGCCAUCCAGCUCGACACCGAGUCGGCCGUCGUGGCCAAGGCGGCCGUGCUGCUGGGCCGCUUCAUCCUCUCGCGCGAGACCAACGUGCGCUACCUGGGCCUCGACACCAUGGCGCACCUGGCGGCGUGUGCCGAGAGCCUGGAGCCCAUCAAGAUGCAUCAGAACACCAUCAUCCUCUCGCUGCGCGACAAGGACAUCUCGGUGCGCCGCCGCGGCGUGGAUCUGCUGUACAGCAUGUGCGACGUGACCAACGCACGGGUGAUCGUGUCGGAGCUGCUCAAGUACAUGCAGAUCGCCGACUAUGCGCUGCGCGAGGAGAUGGUGCUCAAGAUCGCCAUCCUCACCGAAAAGUUUGCCACCGAGUAUGCGUGGUACGUGGACACGAUCCUGCAGCUCAUCAGCUCCGCGGGCGACCACGUGAGCGACGAGGUGUGGUACCGCGUGAUCCAGAUCGUGGUGAACAACGAGGACGUGCAGGAGUAUGCGGCGACCAAGGUGCUCGAGCAUCUCAAGUCGACCACCUGCCACGAAAACAUGAUCAAGGUGGGCGGCUACAUCCUGGGCGAGUUUGGCCAUCUCAUCGCCAACGAUCCGGGCGCGAGUCCCAUCGAGCAGUUCCACACGCUGCAUUCGCGCUCGCACCUGUGUUCGCAGUCGACGCGUGCGCUGCUGCUCUCGACGUACGUCAAGUGGCUCAACCUCUUCCCCGAGAUCCGCGAGCAGAUCCUGUACGUGCUCAACCGCUACCGCCACGUGCUGGAUGCCGAGCUGCAGCAGCGUGCGUGCGAGUACGUUGCGCUCGCAGAGAUGCCCGACGACGAGCUGCUGCAGGCCGUGUGCGACGAGAUGCCGCCGUUUGCGCAAAAGUCGUCGCUGCUGCUCAGCAGGCUGCACAAGAAGCACACCGACACCGAGGACAAGCGCACCUGGAUCAUCGGCGGCAAGGACUCCAACCGCGGCCGCGAAGAGGCGCGCCUCGAGAGCCUCAAAAAGGGCAAGGCCAACGGCGGCGCCAUGCCCACCGGUGGCAAUCUCGGCUCGGUCAUCCGCGCCGGCCAUCCCUCCGAGGCGGUCACCGCCGACUCGAUGCGCAGCGGCGCAGCCGACGAUGCCGACAAUGUGCUUGCCGGACUCGAGGGGCUCGAUAUGAACGCCCCCUCGUCCGCGCUCGAGGAUGCGGGGCUGCUGUCCGAGCAGCCUCUGAUCGGGGAUGAAGCGUCGCCGGCGGCGUCCAAGGUGUCGACGCCCGCGACGCCUGCGACUCCAGUCAACGCAGCGACGUUCAGCGCCGGGAGCGACAAGUACUUUCAGCGGCUGUGCUUUGCGGCCGAGGGCGUGCUGUACGAAGAUAGCCAGAUGCAGAUCGGGCUCAAGAGCGAGUACCACGCGCACCAAGGCCGGCUGGCGCUGUACUUUGGCAACAAGAUCGGCGUCAACUUUAGCGCGUUUAGCGUUUCGGUGCGUAGUGGCGAUGCAGGGCUGUCGGUGAGCGUUCCCAAGAUCCCGACCAACGUGUUGGGGGCGAUGACGCAGGCGCAGACGGUGGUGUUGGUCGAGUGCCACGACCUGUUUACGCAGCCGCCGGUGCUGGAGGUGUCGUACCUGGCAGGUUCGCUGCACGAGAUCCGGCUGCGACUGCCCGUGCUGGUGAGCAAGUUCAUCGAGCCCGUCCAGCUGGGCGCCACGGACUUCUUCGAGCGAUGGCGCCAGAUCGGCGGACCGCCGCGCGAGGCACAGAAGAUCUUUGGAUUCAGGCUCUCGAGUGCGGGCGAGGUGGACGUGACCCGACAGCGCAGGAUCAUCGAGGGCGCACGGUUGCAGCAUCUGGACGGUGUUGAUCCGAACCCGACCAACUCGGUCGCUGCGGGCGUGCUGCAUAUGGCCAGGGCGGGGAAGGUCGGAUGUCUGCUUAGGCUCGAGCCGAACCGAGACGCGAAGCUCGCACGGCUCACGGUGAGGACGACCAACGACCUGGCGUCGGCGGAGCUGCUCAGGAUCUUGCUGGCGGUGCUGGGCACCGAUGAGCCCAAGCUCUGA